This is a messenger RNA of Hordeum vulgare subsp. vulgare (domesticated barley), 1561 nucleotides long. Its product is annotated as probable plastid-lipid-associated protein 12, chloroplastic. Lineage: Eukaryota; Viridiplantae; Streptophyta; Magnoliopsida; Poales; Poaceae. The record is from RefSeq and is a predicted model, not a curated record. Bases 1 to 1359 code for a protein of 452 amino acids. The transcript is spliced from 12 exons.
AUGGUCACAUUAGAGUCUCCUUCUAGUCGUGGGAGCUUAAACGACGUGGUCACGCUGCAGCCGGCACCGACCCCCUACACCCGGGAGGCGCCAACGCAAGCCACAAACGAACGACGCCCCCCCCCCCCCCCCCCCAUUCCACCGGGCGCCAUGGCCGCCGCAGUAGCAACGCCUACAGGCCUCCUCAAGCUCCCUCCUUCUUACGCGCCACCUCCUUCCCCCUCCCCCCAUCUCCCCGGCACCUCAUACGGGCGGCGCUCGCGGAGACGGCCUGGCCUUUGCCGCCGCGGAGCCCCGCUGCUCGCGGUGGCGGCUGGGGAGGUGUCGUACACUGAGCCAGAGGAGGCGCUGCUAGAGGCCCUGGUCGGCGUGCAGGGCCGUGGCCGUGCGGUAGCGCCGCGCCAGCUCCAGGAGGUGGAAAGCGCGGUGCAGACUCUGGAGGCACUCGAAGGUGUGCCCGAUCCGACCAGUUCAGAUUUAAUUGAAGGUAGCUGGAAGCUCAUAUUCACUACAAGACCAGGGACGGCAUCCCCCAUUCAGAGGACAUUCGUUGGAGUUGACUCUUUCAGGGUCUUUCAGGAAGUUUACCUUAGAACAGAUGAUCCAAGAGUGGUCAAUGUUGUCAAGUUUUCAGAAACAGUGGGUGAACUGGCAGUACAGGCAGAAGCAACUAUCAAAGAUGGGAAGCGCAUUCUCUUCCGUUUUGACCGAGCAGCAUUCGCCUUCAAGUUCUUGCCAUUUAAGGUUCCAUAUCCGGUGCCAUUCAGGCUUCUUGGGGAUGAGGCCAAGGGUUGGCUUGACACUACAUACUUAUCUCGUAGUGGGAACAUACGUAUUUCAAGGGGAAACAAGGGAACCACAUUUGUUCUCCAGAAAAGUGCAGACCCAAGGCAAAUGUUGUUGUCAGCUAUAUCUGCGGGAACCGGAGUAAAAGAGGCUAUAGAUGAUCUUACUUUAAGCAAAAAAGGGGUUGUGGUUGAUAUGAAUACCCUAGCGGGAGAAUGGCAACUGUUGUGGGCUUCACAGAGUGAGAGUGGAGGUGGAAGCUGGUCAUCUGUUGCAUCUGCCGGUCUCAAGGAUUUCCAGACCAUAAAUGAAGAUGGGCAACUGAAGAAUUUGGUGAACCCCUUUCCAGGUGUCAGCCUCAGUGCAAGAGGCAACAUAUGCAAAACAGGGAACAACAAUAAUACCUUCAGCGUGUCCAUGAAUGAAGGCGUUAUUCAAGUUGGUGGCAUACAGUUUCCCUUGGAAACUGGAGGAGAAUUUGUCAUGGAGAUCUUGUACAUUGACAAUAAGAUAAGAAUAUCUAGCCUCAACCAGUACAAGCUUGUUCAUUUACGCAUUGUAAAUAAAACAUAAAUACCCAAUUGGACGAUCGGCUGUGUCCAAAUUGCCUGAGCUUAUUGCUGUAUAAAUUGUUGUAUAUGUAUAUAUACCAGGACAACACUUAGAUUGAUGAAAUCAUGCAUUUGCGCUUAUUCACCACCAUGCAGAUUUCGAGUUCAUUGUUAUUGGGAAACGUAUAAUGUAAUAAGAUAUUUCUCGAAUCAUUACUGUGAUA